AUGUGGGAUUUCGUGUUUGAAUAAUGCAAGGAAAGUGAUAAUUAUCUAAUUGGAUGCAAUAUCUACAUAAAUAAAGUCGGGUGCACAUCCCAAUUGGGAUCCAGCAUCGCAAAAGUCGCAUACUGCAAGUUCGACGGAAGAUGCUAGUAGAUUAAUGAUUUGGAGAGCGAACAAUGCUCCGAUAAUCUCAACCGAUACGGCUGUCUAGCAAUACAGAAUCCACACUCUAUUUGUAAAUGGGAGAACAACCAAUGCUUGACUGUCACGGGACAAGAUAUCAACAAAAUCCAGGAGAACUUUAACGUGGUCUAUUACAGUAGUAAUGCUUGUCAAUAUGUAACCAACUAUUUGGUCAUCCAUCACACAGUCUUAUGGGAAUUGUUGUCAUAUGAGCCUGAUUUGUAGUGGGAAGUGAAUCAAUAUAUAUUGAAUUCAGCAUAAAAAAUAGAUUAAGAUUUAAGUUUAUUAUAAAAUAGCUAUACCCGAAAUCAAUUCUUCAAACCCUUUAUGUUUGGGGAGAAGUAUUAAACCGAAAGCAACAGAUUUCGACUGGGAUGCAAUGCCAUUGACAUUAGAGAUGACGACGAUUUCAACCUUUUAAUUAAUCUGUCUCAAGAUACUUUUGGAGUCAAUCAUCUCUAUUGCAAGUACGUCGAAAAAAACACUAGUUUUGUGAUAUUUAUGAAUGGCAGAUGUCAACAAGUGUCGCCAGCUCUAUUGGCUACUACUUCCUUUAUUGAUGACAAUCAGAUCUAAUGCAAAUAAUUGAGCUAUUAGUUAUGUUCAAUCUACAAAUCAAAAACAAGGAAAUGCUACAUCCCAAACAAAACUCAAGAAUUCACAUGUCGAGAAGGGGAGUCAAAGGUUGACUUGGACUAGGAAUGCAUGUUACAACGAGAUUUCGAACCUUAUUAUCGAUGUGAACAAAUAAAGUACUGUUAUUUUGAUAUCAACAAACAAUAUUGUUCAAACUUUUGUUUUAGUCUUAGGAAGAAACCUGAUUGUUUAUCCAGUGGAAUCUGUUUAUGGCAGGGCAUCGAUGAAAAUGAACAGAAUGACCUGUUGUCAUGUAUGCCUUUGUAUGGAUGUAAUCAAUUAGGAAUAGAUAUCUAUUAUUGUAAAUAUUUGUAAGAUUAUUGUGAUUGGUAAGACGGUCAUUGUUUUUCGAUGAGCGAGGCUUACGCAUUUUCAUUGACAUGCCAACAAGCAUUCAACAAGUAUGUAUGCUUGAAAAUCUAGAAAUCGGAUCAACAUUGCAUUUGGUAUAAUGAACAAUGCAUUAAUUUCAUUGAUUACGAAUUGAAGUACUUGUUUAAUACACUGCCAUAUGUGUACAAAAUGAACAGGAAUAUGUGUAUAAACUUUAGGAAAGAUAAUUUUAUGUUUAAUCCAAUUAAUUACCAAUGUGAAUAUUAGGUCAAAUUACAAAUUAAUUGCAACAACAGAAUGAUUAACAAGUACCAUUGCUAUAAUAUUGUCAAUGAUCUCUGUAAAUGGGAUGACUAUUUGAAUUAGUGUAUGACUAUUUUGAAUAGUGAUACCUACUAUUGCAACCAAUUAACCAAUGUGUCAUUCAGAGUCUGUCUUAAUGCUAAGGUGAGAAAUCCGACUAAUGAUUGCCUCUAUGAUUGGGAGUCAUUCUCCUGUUAUGAAGGAUCCCAACAAGAUCAACUCAUUUAAGAGGAGAGUGAUUGCUACAAUGUGAAUGUCAUUAAGCAAUUCAGACAAUGGAAUCAAGGGAAGUGCGUAGAAUUGUCAAUAUAGGAAGUGAAUAAUAUUCAAUGCAUCUCAUGGAGAAAUGUAAAUCGAAAUGUGUGUGUUAUGAAUGUAUACAGUAAUCAACCAUGUAUUUACGAUGAAAAGCUAAAGUUAUGUUACAAUGAUAUCAUUAUUAACAAUUGCUCAUCCAAUUUUAAUAGAUUUGCAUGUUUAUAAUCUACUAGUAAGUGUUAUUACGAUAUUUUGAAUGAUAAAUGUAUGGAUACUAGUUAAGAAAUGCUAAGCUAGUUGAGUUGUACUGCCUAUGUAUCAUAAUCAACAUGUAAGAGCAUUGAGACUCAGAAUUAGAAAUGCAUGUGGGACACUUACUUCGCUGAAUGCAGAUAAUACGAUCAGCUAUUCCAAUACUGCGAUCAAUUUUAACUCAAUCGACAGGCUUGUACUUCACAAAGAGCUUCAACCUCUAUUUAAUAUCACUAUUACCAUCAUUGCUAAUUCAAUGAGAGCACUUUAAAUUGCGAAGUAAGAAAUGAUGUUUUAACUGAUUGUGGUGCUAGUCAAUCAAUCAAUUUUCACAGAUGCGUAUAAUAUACUACUGGAACUUGUUUAUUUGAUCAGAACAAAUGUUUUGAUGUAUCAAAUACAUCGAGUAGAUUAGAUUAAUUGUACUUGAGUGAAAUGUUGUGUGAACAAGCCAAUGCUGAUGCUUGUAAAUAAAUUGCCAAUCCAUCAUAAGGAUGCAAAUUCACAACCUUUUAGAAAUUCGAUUACAUAGAUACCAGAUGCACUAAUUAAGAGUUUAAUAAGUCAACAUGUACUAGUUUGGCAGCAAGUACUUCAACUAAUAAGAUAAUAUGCAGUAAAGCAACAGAUAAUUGUUAUUAUUCUACCACUAGUAUGAAAUGUAUUGCCUUAACAUCAUCCAUUAUACCUUAUUGCCAUUUAUUGGCAAUGUCGUAGACUGCUUGUUUAUAAUGGACUAUUGGGAAAUGCAUCUUCUAUCAAGAUCAAUGCUAAUAUCAUAGAACUCAUAAUCCAGUGGCAUGUGAAGUGAGAAAUUACUAAGCAUGCAUUACUAGUAACCAAUUAAAAUGUGUCUAUAAUUCUAAUCUUAAACAAUGUUUGCCAUAAAGCUUUGAUUGUAUCAAGAGAGUAGAUUCCAUCUUAACGUAUUCUUGGUCAACAUGCUCAAUGAGUGCAUAGAAUUGUUAUGGUUUCAACUCACAAUGCAUUGUUGGUCAAGUCAAUAAUGUGCCUUGUGAUCUUCCAGGAUUAUCUUAGAGUGUUUGCAAAUCCCAAAAUAUCUAUUGCGAGUUCUUGAAUGGGUAUUGUUAAUUUUAGCUACCUCGAACUUGUAAUGAGAUCAUCAACAAGGAUUAAUGUGUGAAUAAUAAAUUAAAAGGAUAAUAUUGUGUAUUUCACAAUAGUAUCUGCUUUAAUGUAACAGAACUUGAUUCCUUUACAUGCAAUCAAUUUGAUUAUACUUCAUUCCACUUUUGCAAGCAGUAUCCUAAUUGUUCUUAUGAUUUUACUACAAAUUUAUGUUAGAUUAAGGAAACUACUCUGAGUCAGAAUUGCUUAGAUAAUAAUACGAAUAAUUUGUUGUACUAAUAUAUAAAUAACGAAUGUGUACAUGUUGAAUCAAAUAUACCAAGUUGUCUUAGUAUCUAAAAUAUCCAGGUCAAUUAUAAUCUUUGUUAAACCAUAAGUGAUAAUGAUAAUAAUCAAUGUGCUUACGAUUUCAAUACUCAUCUUUGUAAACUCACUUAUUAUUCCUACUUUAACUCAUGCUCAGAUAUCUAAUCUGAAAUCCAAUGCAUCUUUGCUAAUUUGGCAUGCUAUGCUAAUUAUGUUAAUUCUGUUUAUCAAUCCUGUACAUCCUCAUCAUUAUCUGCUUCGAGUAAAAUUAAUAGAUAUGGAUGUGUUCAGAUUGAGACUGCUGCCUACCUCUUUAAUAAUGAUGAUUGGACUUGUCCUACGGUCUCUAUUAGAACAGAUAACUUGAAAUUAAUGCAUUACACUAAUUAAUUGAAUCAAAAGGCAUGUUAUUUACUAGGAUCAGUUUAUUCACCUACUCUCUACUUGAGAUGGUACAAUAAGGAAUGUGUUGAAUUAACACUUAAAUAAGCCACCUAUUUGACCUCAUGCGCUAAUCUUAAUAAAAAUGCUUGUUUGGCAGUAGCCAGAUUAAAUUGUCAAUGGAAUUCAAAUGACAAUUUAUGUUCAGAAGAUACAAAAACAUAAUUUGCAGUUACUAGUUGUGAAGCCUAAGUGGUGGCAACUAAUUUAAACUCUCAAGGUCUUUGUGCCAAAAUAAGUGGUUUAAAGUGUAUCUAAAAGUCGAAUUAACAAGGUUGCGAAUCAUUGGCUACAACUACAUACAAGUCUGUAUUUAAAUGUACAGGUCUAGGUUUAAAUCGAGAGGCUUGUUUGACGGAAACCAAACUUGCCAAUUGCUAUUGGAAAGAUGACAUUUGUGAGGAUGCUAAUUUUAUAUUACAGAAAUGUGAGGAUGAUGUUUCAGAAUAUACAUGCAAGAAUAUUACUCGAUAAAUAUGCCAAUGGACAAAUUCAAAAUGUUCUAUUAAGAUUGAGGAUUUCACUUCAUGCUAACUUUCCAAUGGUUACAUCAACUUUUGUAGAAACAACUAGAAUCUCAAAUGUAAGUACAACUAAUAGACUAACUCAUGUGAAAGUUUCUCAUACACUCCAGUCGAAUGUGAUACUACUUAUAGUAAAUUUGCAUGUCGUAGUGUCAUCAAUAAAACCUGUGAAUGGAAUAAUAACCAAUGCUAAGAAAUAUUGGAGAUUACAUCUUGUCUUUCUAUUUACAAUUAGCAAUCCUGUUUAUUGAAUGAUGUAUUCAGUUGUAUCUGGGAUACUAAUAAAGGUUGUCUAGAAUAUGUAUUGAAUCACAAAGUGGAUUUCUUUAACUUACCAGCCACAGCCAAUAAGAAUGUCUGCAUCUAUUAUUCAAAGCAGGAAACAACAUAUGUACAAUAUAAAUGCACAAAUAUCCUAAAUUACAACCAGAUAUAAUAUAAGUCUUCAAUCGAUCUAGGUGAUCCAAUUGUCAAUAUUGCAUGUCAGAGUUAACUAACCCUAUCAGAUUGUCUCUAAUUGCAUACACCAAACACUUACUGUCAAUGGAUUCAUAAUUAAUGCAUGAAUAUCCAAGAUGACUCCACAUUUUCAACUCUAUCGUGUAAUGCUGACAUCAAUGUUUGGACUUGCCUUAGAAUUACUAAUCCAUCCUAAAAUUGCAAAUGGUCUAAUCUCAGAUGUUUAAACUAUCAAGAGGGUGACUAAUUCAUGAUCAACGUUAACAUCAAUGUAUGUCGCAACUUCUCUUAGAAUAGGGUUUACAUGAAUAACUCGUGUAUUGUAUUGGAUGAUAUACAUUGCGAUUCUGAGGGAAUAAGUAAAUUUACAUGUGUCAAUAAUAAGAAUUAUGCAUGUCAAUAUGUCGAUAAUUAAUGUGUCAAUUUUUAAAUCUAAUCCAAGUAUUCACAAUGCAGUGAAAUUACUAAUGUUUCUAUAAAGGCUUGUUCAUUGAUACCCUAACUUAAGUGUCAAUAUGGCAAUAAUAAUAGCUGUGUAAAUUACGUUGAUAACACUAAAUUAGAAGGCAUUUCUAAGUUUGCUUGUCUCAGCAAGAGUGGCUAUUAUUAUUGGCAUGCUGAUUAGUGUAAAUUGAUCGAUAUCAAACUUUAUUGUGAUGAUGAUCUACAAGUCACUCGAGAAUCAUGUGUGUUAAUCAAGGAUAAGUUGUGUCUUUUUAAUUCUGCAAAUUAGACUUGCACUAGUAUCUAUAAUCCACAUCAAUUGACUUGUUCUACUAUUGGAUUAAAUAAACAGGGAUGCAUGAAAGUCUUAUAUGAACCAUGUAUAUUCAAAGAUAAUAAAUGUUAAUAUUUUGAUAACCUACAAGAAUCAUAUAUAUCGUUGAGUAAUGUAAAUGAACUUACCUGUAGAAUGUUAGCCAAUGGUUAUGUUGAAUAUAAUGAAAUUGAAGAAAGAUGUGUUUAUCAAUUGACCAAAACUAAAUGUGACAAUUUAAAUAUCAAUGCAUGCAAAUAACUUUCGUAUUGUAUUUGGAAUCAUGACUUUUCCAAGUGUGGUUGUCCUCCCUCCACUGAAGUUUGUUAUAAUCUAAGUAAAUAGGAUUGUCAGAUGUAGAAUUCAUGCAGAUAUUAACAAAAUGUGUGUUCUUUUAAAUAGUGUCAACAUUUAUCAUAAAAUGAAUGUGAGGGUUAGACUUUAAAUAACUUAAAGUGUUACCUCAACAAAUAUAAAUAGUGUGCUUAGGCAAGUAGAUGUGAAGACAUUAUAGAUUCCUAUGAUUGUUAAAAUAUCUAUUUCAAAGGAACUGCUUGUUUGUAGAUAGUUAACACUAGUCAAUGUUACUCAUAUAAUAAUUUUGAAUUAAUUUGUAAAUACUCAGAGUCCUGUCUUAACUAAUAUUGCAUUUUUGAUGGAACUUGCAAAUUGAAACAAUGCAAUAAUAUCAAGGAACAACAAGAAUGUGAAUUUACGAAGAAUUGUGCUUUUAUCAAUAAUUAAUGCUAACUCAUAAAAUCUUGCUAAGAAAUUAAUGACCCAGCAAUCUGUAACUAAUUGACUGUCAACAAUCAAAAAUGCAAUUGGCAAUAACAAAAUUUACUAGAUACAACUAAGAUAUGCACAUCACAAUCAUGUUCAAUGUUGGGUACAUCCUCUUCAUUAUGUCAUGGCAAUGAGGUCAACAAUUAUGCAUGUGUCUUAAGAAAUUACAAAUGUGUGUAAUGUGAAUUCAUAAAAGAGGUCUGUGAAUGCAACUCAUACAAAGGAAUUUGCUAUUUCAUUAAUAAUUAGUGUUCCUCACUCUUAUGCAAUGAUCUGAUGACAUCUGCAAUUUGCUCACAAUCCCCGAAGUGUGAAUGGAGCUAAUUAUUAAAUUCAUGCACUUUGUAAUGCAACUACAAUUACCAAGAAGAAUUAUGUUUGGUUAGAAAGGAUGAAUGUCAUUGGAAUCAAUAUAAAAGCUUUUGUCAAAGUGGUCCUGAAUCUAUUCCCACACUGUUUAACUCAACUAAAUCCAAUCAAAAUUAUCAGUAACAUCUACUUCUUCCAUUAGUAAUUAUGUUAUAUCUAUGA
Molecule: messenger RNA, 6855 nt
Organism: Paramecium tetraurelia
Lineage: Eukaryota; Ciliophora; Oligohymenophorea; Peniculida; Parameciidae
Exons: 3
Source: RefSeq, a predicted model, not a curated record